Molecule: messenger RNA, 1552 nt
Organism: Priapulus caudatus
Lineage: Eukaryota; Metazoa; Priapulida; Priapulimorpha; Priapulimorphida; Priapulidae
Product: cytochrome P450 2U1-like
Exons: 2
Coding region: 1-1440 (479 amino acids)
Biological process (GO): progesterone metabolic process; hormone biosynthetic process
Molecular function (GO): heme binding; iron ion binding; steroid 17-alpha-monooxygenase activity
Source: RefSeq, a predicted model, not a curated record
AUGGAAACACUGCCAUCAUGGUUUGCAUCUAUGCACCUGGUUAUUGCAGCUCUAGUCCUGUUCGUUGGCUAUUUGCUACUGAGACCAAACCGCUGGCGGGGUAACCCACCGCCCGGCCCCAGCGGGUGGCCCGUCGUCGGCAGCAUGUUCGAACUCGGCAACCGCCCGGAGAUCUUUUUCACGAAGACGUCCGAGCGAUACGGCGACGUAUUCCGGCUCAACUUGGGCCGAAAGCGCGUCGUGGUUGCUAAUAGUUACGAGACUCUGGCUGAGGCGAUCGUGGAGAAGGCCCGCGUGUUCGCCGACCGACCACAGCUUUUAUCGUUCAAACUCCAGGAAGGUGGCGACCAGACAUUAGGCGUGCAGUUCACCCGAGCCUCGGAAAUGCAGCGCAAGAAAAUCAAGCUCGUACGCGCCGCGUUCAAUCCGGCGAUCCCCGACGUCGCUGAGAGAUUUGACGCGGUUCUGCCGAUAGAGGUCGCGUCGCUCGUGCAGGACGUCGCACGCGAAGAUGGCGGGCCGUUCGACCCGCAUGACGUCAUCGAGUUCUGCAGCGCUAUGUCAAACGUCACGGGAAUGUUGCUCUACUCGAAGACGCUGGAGCUAGGAUCAUGUCUGCUCAUAGACUGGUUACCGUGGCUCUCCUGGUUUCCUAGCGCCGACGUGCGAGAAUUACAAGCCCUCGUGCGUACGAUGACAGGCUGGCAUACGGAUCUGAUCGAGGAACACCGCCAGACCCUGAACGAGUCCAGUCCGCGCGAUUUCCUCGACCAACUGCUAAUCCAGCAGCAGACGGGCAAGCUGAUGGUGUCCGACGCCGACAUAUGUCGCAUCCUCGACGACCUUCAAAGCGCCGGCUUCAACACGGCCACGGCCAACAUCCUCUGGGGCAUUCAGCUGCUCGUGCAGAAUCCAGACGUGCAGAAGAAGCUGCAAGCUGAGAUCGACGAGGUCGUCGGCAGCGGCAGGGCGCCGACGACGAAGGAUUGCCGCAACAUGCCCUACUUGGAGGCUACGCUCUGGGAGAUUCAGCGUGUGGGGAUGCCUGUGCCUGUGCCUGGCGUGCGCGCCGCGUUGAGGGAUACCACCCUGAGUGGUUACGACGUACCGAAAGGUACGAUCAUGCUCGUCAAUCAAGCGAAGAUAGCAACGGAUCUCGCUAACUUCCCACAACCGCACAGGUUCGAUCCGUCCAGGCAUCUAGAUGAGAACGGAUCCGUCGUGACGCCAGAGAAAAAGUUGAUGUUGUUUGGCAACGGAUUGCGGAUAUGCGCCGGCAGACAUCUUGCUCGCGAUCAAAUGGUUAUCGUCAUGGCGAAUCUGCUUCAGCGGUUCACUUUCCGGUUACCAGAUGGCGCCACAGCCUUCGACAACGUCGGCAGCACGGACGGUCUCGUGAGAUUUCCGCUUCCGUAUAAGAUCAGAGCCAUUCCGCGAUAAACAUACUUAGAUGUAGUGAUGAAAUAUAGACGAAAUAACGUACGUUGAUGUUAGUCAACAUGAUUGUAGUUGUGUAUAUAAGAAUAUCAGGAUUGAAUAAUAAUAGAUUAGC